AUGCAACCAUUGUUCACCACUGUCGAUUAUUUUGAAUUGAUCUCCGAGUACAAAUUCCUCACCCACACAUGGUCUCUUUACUUGGACACCGUGGAACACAUUCUGGCUGCCCUUUGCUCCCAGCUCACCUACCUGCAACGAGAUAAUGUGUUCAAAGCGCUACAUCUUAACAUCCACAACGUUUUGCCAGAAGCGGCAAAGGGAAUCCUGGACGUGGAAGUCCAUGAGGAGUCCACCCGCGGGAAUCGUCCGCCACUGUUUGGCCCUAAGCUGAUCAAGAAGCUCGAGGAGCGAGGAGGGUCAGAUUUAGUUUCAAAAUUGAAACGAUUACGUACACCAGCAAAGGACACCCGAGGAGCGUCAUCGGGACAACGACGCAUAGAAGGGGGGCCUCCAAGCAAGCGUCUUCGCGCGGAUCGUCAGGAGCGCCAACCCGCACCGAGGACAACCUAUGAAUCUCGUGCCUCUGGAAGAGGAUCAAAGCCGACUAAAGGUAAUGGCUCUUUUGAAGUGAUGGUGAUUGGGAAUUCUUAUGUGCAAAAUUAUCAAAACUACGCAGAGAAGCCUUUCAAAAAGAGAUACGCCAGAUUCCAUAUGCUUGGACGUGGAAUGUGUACCCCAUUCGUCAACUAUGAUUUGAUGCCCCUCAGCGCUUUGAAUCAACCACUGGGGAAGGGAUGUGAAGAGUACAAUAAGUAUCUCUUUGAGAAAGUCGAAACAAUUCGUCCCACGAUAUUGCUGAUGAAUUUUGGCCUCGGUUUACCAAACCAGCUAGCGAGAGAUCAUUGGGACGAAAUGCUGCCAACGGCUAGAGAACGUAUCUGGAGACUCAGAAAUGCCACCGAAGUGCUACUGAUCACAUCUCCAAUGUAUUAUUUAUCCGAUAAAAGGGCACACAACUAUAUUCGAUUAUCACACAAAGUGUUUCCACCAAGGAAUGAGACCAUGUACCUGUAUAAGGUGAGCAGU
Molecule: messenger RNA, 969 nt
Organism: Mesorhabditis belari
Lineage: Eukaryota; Metazoa; Nematoda; Chromadorea; Rhabditida; Rhabditidae
Source: the annotation of a GenBank genome assembly